This is a messenger RNA of Sus scrofa (pig), 2039 nucleotides long. The record is from RefSeq and is a predicted model, not a curated record. Lineage: Eukaryota; Metazoa; Chordata; Mammalia; Artiodactyla; Suidae.
AGUUGGAUUCGCUUCCGCUGUGCCACAACAGGAACUCCCAGCUAUAAUUUAAUUUUUUAAAAAUUUAAAAAUUAUUUAAAUGUGCUGUUCCACACACCUCUCCAUAAAGAUCUACAACCCUGCCAAGGUCCUCCAUCAAAGCCAAUGUGAUAUUAAUAUACAUUUCUAAAAUCAGUAAAAUUUUAAUCCUAACCUAAGCAACUGUGAGCUAUCUCCUAUCUUCUGGAUUGAGAGGAAGGGCAGCUUGAAUUUCCUUGAAAUGCCAAUAUCAAAAUUCUUUACAUUCCAGCUAAAAAUGCUUUGCUCACCAUGAGACUCUGGCUUCUGCCCCAGUUCCCAUUUAGAUUUAAUGUAUAACUAUUAAUGGUUAACGCAGGGUCACAUAUUUUUCAGUCUUCUGUUUCGAGGAUGCGCACUCCCCAAGUGUGGUUAAUUGAAAGUUGGAGCUGCACCAAAGAGAGUGGAAUAGAGAGACCCUUCCCCAGCCCUUCCAGUUGAUACCCUAGCCUCUUUGCUCACAGCUGUCACUCCCAUUUAUGCCCCUCCUUGUCAGAGAGCAGGGAGCUACUUCAAACAACCCAGCCCCGACGGGCUCUUCCUGGGGAAAACAGGAGAAGAAAAGCAGGCAGACAACGUGGAAGCUGCCCAGCUGGCCCAGUUGAAAACACAUGGAUCAGAGAUGAACUGCCCAGCCAAUGCUUCUUGAAUUCCUGACCUAAAACAUCAAGUCACGGUAGAAAGAUAAUAUGUCCCAAAAGAGCACCUCAGCGAGUAAGAGUUUCAAGAUACGUCCCAGUUGUUUCCAAGCCCACUAGAAUCCGAGCAUCAGGGGGAGGAAGUAGCGACAUUCCUGACUCAUGACCGGGCAUCACAUCUUUGGAUGGAGAAGCAGUCUGAUAAAGGCCAUGAACAAUGUGAACUUUGACAACAGGAAAAGAAGUGUGGUAUGGGGUAGGUACCCAAGGAAGUAAGAAAACAUUUCUCUCUCUGGGAUUAUGCUUGGAAUAUGUGACAGAAAUGUCAGAAAUAAAGAAGAAAACCACUAGAGUUUCUCUAAACAUCAGUUCCCCAGUUAAUGAAACCUCUAGUAUCAGAUCAAGUUACUCUACCUUAGUUCAACCAUUGCUUAUUGACCCCCACAGGAUGCAGAGCCCUUGCAGCAGCAGCCUGUCGGGGUCCACUUGUGCUGUAGCCCCUGUGUUUACCAAGCAUCUUCAAGACAUCUCUACAACCAGAGGUCAGUUUGUCGUGUUUGAAUGCCGAGUCCAGGCCACAGCCACAGUUCAAGUUCACUGGUACAGAGAGAAAGAGCAGAUAGCAGACUCAGAUGACUUCCGAAUUCUGAGGAAAAAAGCUUGUUUAUCAUCCAUUCCUGAGGAGGUGUGCACCUUGAUUAUCACAGAAGCAUUUCCUGAAGAUUCUGGGCAAUUCAAAUGUAUUGCAGAAAAUGAGGCUGGGACUGCAGUCUCCACAGCACGACUCUUUGUUUCCCCAGAAGGAAGAGAUCUGGAGAAAUCAGAGCGUUCUCCAAAGUCACCCAUGAGGAAAUUUUCUCCAAAACUGGCCUCCUUUCCCUGGAGCAGUGACAGCUACAUAAAGGAAAAAAAUUCAGACAACACCCCAAUAAACCUUAUGCCAACUAUUCCUGAAACAGGCAGUCACACCGAACAUGAGGUCCAGGUUCCAAAGAAGGAUUUCUGUACCACCAAUGAAAAUUCCUCUGAACUACAACCACAAUGGUAAGGGCAGACAGACCUAACAUUCACUCAUUCAAUAUGUUCUGGGUUCUAUAUACAGAACAAAGCACAUGGCUAAGCUCCUGUCCUCAGGGAGCCUGCAUUCUGAGAUGGUUCACUCUGUCAUUUCUCCUUUACCCUCUAUCAUGCAUUUCACUAGGGCAGAAACAGUAAGUGAUGUUCUUAUAUCCACAUUUAAGGGUUUGCUACAGAGACUUACUGAAAAAGAUAAUCCAGGGAGUUCCCAUUCUGGCGCAGAAGAAACAAAUCCAACUAGUAUCCAUGAGGAGGUGGGUUUGAUCC